UUAAAACCCUUGACUGGAGAUACCUUAACGAGAACAGGCAUUUUUCGCUCAGGCCUCAAAUGUAUUUUCCUUACCCUUACACGCAAUACUAUCCCCAGUCCACAUCGACAAUUAUGGCCCAACCGGGCGAAAUUCCUAUGAACCCUGUCCCGCCGGUCCCUCUUCCCCUCCCGGAAGUCUCAUCUACCGCCAAGCGCCGCCGCGAUGAGUUUGACGUUGCAGCGGCCCCCGCAGCAGGUGAAAUGGAAGGAUCAGCACCAAAACGGGCCAAAGCCCAAGAUGUUAUAUUUAGGAUAGUGGUGCCGUCGAGGCAGAUCGGGAAGGUUAUUGGCAAGGAGGGAUGUCGUAUUCAGAAGAUUCGAGAAGACACCAAAGCCACAAUUAAAAUUGCAGAUGCUAUCGCUCGACACGAAGAGCGCGUAAUAAUCAUCAGCUCCAAAGAGAGCGAUAUUGCCUUUUCCGAUGCCGAGAUUGCCCUCAAGCAAAUUGCCACUUUAAUCCUAAAGGAAGAUGAUAGUCCAGUGGAAGCAUCAAAAGUUGUUGCUCCAGGACAUGUGGCUGCGAACACUAUAAGGAUGUUAAUCGCAGGUUCGCAGGCAGGUUCUUUGAUAGGGAUAUCAGGCCAAAACAUUGAGAAAUUAAGGAAUUCAUCUGGUGCCACCAUUACAGUAUUGGCUCCGAAUCAGUUGCCUCUAUGUGCUUCUGCUCACGAAUCUGACCGAGUUGUGCAGAUAUCAGGAGAUGUACCUGUUGUGCUGAAGGCUAUAGAGGAAAUUGGUUGUCAACUCAGGGAAAACCCACCAAAACAAGUGAUUUCUAUCAGUCCAACAUACAACUAUGGUGCAGUUCGACCAACCCAACCAUAUGUUGACCCAACUUCAGCUGAUUAUGUAACCUUGGAGAUGAUGGUCUCGGAGACGUUGGUUGGUGGCUUGAUCGGUAGAUGUGGGUCCAACAUAUCAAGGAUCAGAAAUGAGUCUGGAGCAAUGAUCAAGGUUUAUGGUGGAAAAGGUGAACAAAAACAUAGACACAUACAAUUUGGUGGUACUGCUCAGCAGGUUGCUUUGGCAAAGCAGAGGGUAGACGAAUACAUUUAUUCUCAAUUGGUGCAAGCAGCUGGUGCUCAAGCUCAACAGUCAUUUUUGCAGAGAUGAUGAAGCUGGAAAUUAAGAGCUUUUAUGGAAAUUCACUGCCUUUGGCAACUUGCUCCCAAAACUAUUUCAUGAAUGUUGAUAUUAAUGAUGAGCCAUGUUGGUAGAUGAACUAUGCGUUUAGUUUUCUAGUUGCAAUGAUGUACAAGAUCUUUUAAUAUUUGGUGCUUAAUGAAGAAGAGUAUCCUAGUAUUUGUAA
This is a messenger RNA of Manihot esculenta (cassava), 1350 nucleotides long. Its product is annotated as poly(rC)-binding protein 4. NCBI's taxonomy places the organism in Eukaryota, Viridiplantae, Streptophyta, Magnoliopsida, Malpighiales, Euphorbiaceae. Gene Ontology annotation, molecular function: mRNA binding. The record is from RefSeq and is a predicted model, not a curated record. Gene Ontology annotation, biological process: regulation of gene expression. The coding region runs from base 60 to 1154 and encodes 364 amino acids. Gene Ontology annotation, cellular component: nucleus; cytoplasm. The transcript has 9 exons.